AUGGAAGACAAGGACGAUGACUUCUUCUCGGAUGAUGGCCUCGAGGAUCUGCCUCCCAGUACAUUAUUGCAGCUGGAGCAGAACGCGUAUCUAGCUACACAGGCGCAAAAACCAGCGCAAUCAGAAGCUUCUAUUCACACUGUUCCUACUUCACAUGCGCAAGUCGACCGACAAUUUGCGGUCGCAGAAUCCCGAUCAAUACCUAUCAAUGCUACGUUGAAACCGCCUGCGCGUCUACACACCGGUCUGACGAACGAUUACGAUUCUCUGGAUGUGGGUGAAUUUGAUGCGGAAGUGCUCGAUGGUGAUUCUGGAUUUCCUGUUGCCCUGGAUCAGCCGCCUGCUUCGGCAGGACAAGCUGUUCCUCUCCGCAAUGAGUCCGCCUUAGAGCCUAUGGACAUUGAAGAAGGACGGGGAAACCCGUACCAAGCCAAUAUCUACGAGGCUUACAAUGCGCUGGAGGAGAAGAUGACGGAAGAGCUGGCGGCUGCCAAAUCGAUGGCCGAGACAAAAGCGGGAGAAAUUGCCAUCAUCCGAGCGAACCAAGCGAAACUAGUCGAGAACUAUGAUCGACAACUGGCUGCUUUGCGCAAGGCUAUGGCGGAGGAGGCAGCCAAGCAUAAGGAGGAGGUAGAGGCAGCUCGAGCCGAAGGCGAACUACUGGCCACAGAAAAUGCGUUUCUCAAACAAGACCUAGCCGAAGAAACUAUGCGAAUCAACAAUUUGAAGGCAAAGAGCAGGGCGGAGGACAAAGCGCCGCCCGUAACGCCCAAGAAGACAAGAGUAUUACCUUUUCGCGAUGGAUUCGACGAUGAUGAAAUCAUGGCGAUUUCGCCGAGCAAGUCCGCAAAAUCAAAGCGGACAACCCCCACGGGGCCUGGAAAGAAGAAAAGGAAGCUCGAUUCUGGCAGUCCCACACCUCUGCCACUAUGUCAGCCAGCCGAGCUUGUACCUGAGCCGCCUGAGGACUUAUUCGACGAGGAGAUGAUGGAUGAUGUGAUGGUUGACGAGCCAGUCCCCCGCAGAGAGGACCGGAAUGCAGAACUCAUGAAAUCCAUUCUCAACCACAAAACAUAUCCCAACGAGGAAUGCGAUAUAGAGGUAUUAUCGCAAAUGGCGUUUCCCUCAGAACCGCGACGGAAGCUGUCUACGAUUGUCCUGGAGGAAACAGCAAGGUUGCACUCGGGCAACUAUGUGGUGGAAUAUGCGCAAGUCAUCGCAUCGCUAUGGUCCCGGGCCCUAAAGGAGAAGUUCUUCAAGCCGGUGCCGAUGUUCAUGGAGAUUACCCACCACCUGUUAGCAUUGGAUGCACCGUCGUGCGUCCCAGACAUGAUCGACCAUCUUGUGCCAGUGCUACAAGAGUCGGGAGAUAUCAACGGGAUUCCUCGUUUCAGAAACUCGCCCGUGUCGCGUCAGAACCUCGGCCAGGUACGGCAGACGCCGCUGUCCCAACUUGAAGUCCUUGUGGAUUCGACCGAAGCGCUAAGCCUGUUGUACCGCAUGGCGUAUCUCUGUAUACACAUGGAGCGCACGAUGGAGAGGUUCUGGCGGCACAUGCGCUACGACUUUGUCUUGAUGAUGCUGAAUUGCUCACAACCCAUUCGAGACAUCACCUUAAUGCUGAAUCUGCUUUCAACGAGCAUCCGAGCGGAGUCCUUUGGAUCGGUCCAGGAGACCCAGCAAGAUCAGCUUGCCAACGAGAAUUACAUUGUAGACCGUGUGGCCAACCUCUUGAGUGAGACACCACAGCCGGAUGAAGGGCAGCCUCCCUAUACUGCGGCGGACAUCUGCAGCAUGCGCUUGCAGGCAAUGUAUUUUCUCACCUCGGUAGCUUUUAAUCCAGUUGCACCGGCCAGUGAGCACGGAAGCUCCGUCAUUGCACAGCACCCAACGGUGCUUGCGCGGAUGAUACGAGCCAUGCAUGACGAACUGGAUGCACUCUACACGUAUCCGCCCGAGCGAGAUCUCCACGCGACCAUGGUCAACGGCCUCAUGCGCUUAGUCUACGGAGUAAUCCGUCGUCACAAGAACGUGGACCUGCAAUCGAAGUUAUGUCGAGUCGCUGGUGGGAAGCAAAAGUUUCUAGUGGUGCUGACACGGUUGGCGUUCAGCGAAGGACCGAUACUCGAGGGCGGCAUCGAUGACGAGACGGUGGAGAUGGCCCAUGAGAUCCUCGAUGAUGCCGUCACCCCUCAGGAAGCAGAAGCGCUCUUAGAGGCAUUCCCGAGUGCAAAGCGAGACGAUUGA
Messenger RNA from Aspergillus fumigatus Af293, 2247 nucleotides. Lineage: Eukaryota; Fungi; Ascomycota; Eurotiomycetes; Eurotiales; Aspergillaceae. The record is from RefSeq and is a predicted model, not a curated record.